AUGUAUGUUUCCAGCGGUGCUAUGAUUCUUGUUCAGUUCCCAAUCAUUUUAACAUUCAUAACGCCAGAAGUCUUUAGCUACUCUAAGGAAUUCAUAGGAUCAGUUAAAAAAGUUUCUGGAGAUGCUAACAUACAGAAAAUUCAGGAAAAUCUAGAUGUCCAUACUAUAUACGAUAAGCACAGCCUGAAUUUGAAGGAUAAAACAAAAGAAAAUAGUAAUAGAGAAACGAGUGGAGAUAGUUCUUCAGCCAUUCCCGUAGAAAGAAUCAAAAUGACGACUGCAUCAGUUGAAGACGAAGUCAAAACAGAAGAUCUGAGCAUAGAAGAUAGGCUGUAUAACCAGACAGAUACUCUGGACAUAGGGAUUAUAGAACAAAGUCAAUAUGAUAUAAGAACAAAAACGUUACCAAAUGAAACGUCUGGUAUGGAUGAUACAAUCUUCUACUCAAACGAUAUUUUUUCCUCUGAAGAAGGAUCUGGAAUGAUAGAAUCAAAUAAACACGAAAUACAUCCUCCUGCUCCUCCAACAUCAGUUGAACUUCGAUCAGCUACAAUACUGCCGUACUCUUCCGAAUCAAUCGAAACCAUUGAAGGUUCUGGGUUAUUGAAUAGUGAAGAUCACAGCACUAUGACGAACGAUUAUUCGCAAAUGAGCAAAUCAUCACUAGAAAAAAAUCUGUCUUCGAAUUCAUUAGAUCGUUAUGUGCUUAGUCCGUUCGAAAAAACUGUCAUGCCCAAACAGAACGAUGCCAUAAGAGCAACAACAAUGUCAAUAAAUAGCUUGACGACAUCAGUGAAGUCUAUUAAAACGCUAGAAAGCAUAUCAUCUGCCAAAGAAAGGAAAAUAUAUAAUGGAAAGUUAUCAGCACGGAAACGUUGGCAUCCAUUCGUGUUUGACUGCAUGAAAGAGGAAGAUAAUCGAGGAAUGCUCUGCAAAGAAUGGGCCUUAGCAGGGUUCUGCAGUGAUAACCGACCGACUAUGUUCUUAUUCUGUCGAAAGACCUGCUUAUGCACUGGGCCGGAGCUGGAAAUUUUUUAA
Molecule: messenger RNA, 1038 nt
Organism: Auanema sp. JU1783
Lineage: Eukaryota; Metazoa; Nematoda; Chromadorea; Rhabditida; Rhabditidae
Source: the annotation of a GenBank genome assembly